UCUUUAUUAUUACACCGUUCCUCUGUCUCUCUCUCUAAGAUAAUUUUCAAUCUAAAUUCUCAGAAAUCUCAAAUGUAGAAAAAAAUCCAACCUAAAAUUCUUACUCUCUCUUUCUCACACGGUAGGCUUUUCCCUUUUUUUUUUUUUCCUCAUUUCUCAUCUCUUUCUCUCUCGCUCUGGUGUUUGCUUCCCGAGAAAAAUAAAAAUAAAAUAAAAUAAGAAAGAGAACAAGAAAAAAAAAACAAAGGAGAAGAAGGGUUGGGAUCUCAACAACUGUCACUCUAACCUCAAAACCAUUUUUUCUCUGGUUUUCCUUUUUCUUUUUUUCUUUUGCCGGGAAUCAAAGGGAUAGCUCUUUCUUGCCUUUUUUUUUUUUUGGUUUUAAUUAGAUUUUCGUUGUAAGCGGCGGUAAAUUUUGAUGGGAAGUUGGUGGUAAAUAUAAUCGGUGAAUUUUGGUUGAAAUAAUAGAGGAGAUGAGCAAAGAAAACCCGCCUGAGCCACUCGAUUUCUUCAUAUGGACUGUUGAGGAUGUUGGUAUGUGGUUGGAAGAGAUAAAUCUAGGUAGCUACCGCCAGAUUUUCAAAGAAAAUGGUGUCAAUGGGGAAUACCUAGAAGGCAUGUCCAUGUUCACAACUGAACAAAUUCUUCGGUUUAUAAGGCGAUGCCAUAUGAAGUGGGGAGACUUCAUCACACUAUGCAAGGAACUCAGACGAAUUAAAGUGGCUUGCCUAAAAGGAGAGCAAAAAGUUCGCAGGCCAUGGUGGGCUCCUUCUUGCCUUUCAGUAGUCUUUGUCAAGGUGGCAAAGCGCAACAGACAGUCACGUGUUGUUUCGUUGAAGCUGGAACCAUGAUGCAAAUUAUGCUUUUAUGUACGUAUAUGUAGUUUUUCUUGUUGUUUAGGGAGCAAAAAGUAGGGAAAAAGCUAAACGUUUUUUUUGUCUUAAAUCUGUCAAGGAGUUGCUGAUAGUUCUUCCUUCAAGAACUCUUUUACAUAUACAAGCCUUUUUAAUAUAUUUGUCAUCUGUUGAUGUCAUGCUGUAUCAUGUGUCUUAUUCCGUGAAGCAGAGUGCCAUUUAUAUUGGUAUCAAGGAAAUGGUGAUAGGUUGGUAGGUACCAUAGUGAAGAUAUUCACUCUUGGACAUUCACAUUCCCUUGCAGAGAUGCUACAGCGCUUGUGUUGUCUGAAAAAAUUGAAGCUGCGACUGUGCAAUUUGAAAAGCUUCUGAAAUGUGAAACCCAAAAUGCUGCAUAUUUCCCCGUUAAUACAGGAAAAUAAUAUCUUUAUUUGUA
Theobroma cacao (cacao) is the source of this 1290-nucleotide messenger RNA. RefSeq names its product Sterile alpha motif (SAM) domain-containing protein. The record is from RefSeq and is a predicted model, not a curated record. NCBI's taxonomy places the organism in Eukaryota, Viridiplantae, Streptophyta, Magnoliopsida, Malvales, Malvaceae. Gene Ontology annotation, molecular function: protein binding.